AGAGACUUACUGAAGGAAUUUCCACAGCCUAAAAACUUGCUCAACAGCGUGAUUGGACGAGCCCUGGGCAUUUCUCAUGCGAGGGACAAACUGGUGUACAUCCACACCAACGGGCCAAGAAAAAAGAAAGUCACUCUGCAUAUAAAGUGGCCUAAGAAUGUGGAAGUGGAAGGCUAUGGGACCAAGAAGAUUGAUGCUGAGAGGCAGGCAGCAGCUGCAGCGUGUCAGCUCUUCAAGGGCUGGGGUUUGCUGGGGCCCAGAAAUGAGCUCUUUGAUGCUGCAAAGUACCGGCUUCUCGCUGACCAGCUUGGCUGUCCCGACGAGAGGUGGUGCUCGGAGGGCAAGUGGCGCUCCAAGUCCGGACCUUCUCUCGCCGACUUGUCGACCUGUUGGCGACGGAUGGAGCCGGACGAUGCCAUCCAGCCCAUGGAGCAGGGCAGGAUGCCGAAAGCGAUGAGGAGGGAAGAGCUGGAGGAAGGGGAGCUAGAAGAAGGGGAACUGGAGGAGGGAGAGCUGGAAGAAGAAGCAAUCGAUGUUUCUGAUUAUCUACCUAUGGCCCACCAGGAUGCUCGAACCCCAGGCAGAGACGCGAGCCGAGGAGGGAGUUCCAUUGAAAUGACGGACGACAACACUGCCAUCCGUGCCCUGACGCAGUUCCCGCUUCCCAAAAAUCUCCUGGCCCAAGUGAUUCAGAUUGCAACCUCUUCCUCCACAGUCAAGGAAUACAUGCAGUUCCGUACAGUAGGGACCAAGACCAAGAUCUGCAAGCUCACGCUCCGCUGGCCCUGUCCGAUGACUUUCGCUGCCAAGGGCCGUCGCAAGGUGGAGGCAGAAAACAAAGCAGCGGCGCUGGCCUGUCAGAAGCUUAAGAGCCUUGGCUUGGUGGAUAAGAACAACAACCCCCUCAGCCACGCUAUGUACAACAUGACUUCACUCCGGGAGCUUGGGGAGAACCAGAGGAAACCCUGCCACAUCAAAGUCCCCGAGGCAACCCUGCGCAAGAUUGAGAACUAUCUGAAUCACUAUCCAGUGGACAUCAGGGAAUCCAGGCCCCGGAUUGCUGAUGACAUGAUGAACCUGAGCAAGGAGUCUGGUGCGAUAAGUGAUGCGAUCACGGGGAAGACGUAUAUACCCAUGUUGGAAGCGGAGGAAGUGCGCCUUAGUCAGAAUCUCCUGGCCCUCUGGAAAAGGAGAGGAUCCUCGUGGCAGGAGAGCCACCCGCUGCCAGUAGACCCCCACAAGGACACCAUCCUAUCAGCCAUUGAGCAGAACCCUGUAGUGGUAAUAGCAGGAGAUACAGGCUGUGGGAAAACCACAAGGAUCCCUCAGCUCCUGCUGGAACACUACAUCCUGGAGGGACGCGGCGCCCGCUGCAACGUGGUGAUCACCCAGCCGAGGAGGAUCAGCGCCAUCUCGGUCGCCCAGCGCGUGGCGCAAGAGUUGGGUCCCAACAUGAGGAAGAACGUGGGCUACCAGGUGCGACUGGAGAGCAAGCCGCCUGCCAGGGGAGGAGCGCUGCUCUUCUGCACCGUGGGCAUCCUGCUGCGGAAGCUGCAGGGGAACCCCAGCCUGGAGGGUGUCAGCCACGUCGUGGUCGACGAGAUCCAGAAGCUCAACCCUGACCUGCGCCUGGUCUUGAUGAGCGCCACAGGAGACAAUCAGCGUUUCUCGCAUUACUUUGGGGAUUGCCCUGUGGUCAAGGUGCCGGGUUUCAUGUACCCCGUGAAGGAGUACUAUCUGGAGGAGAUCUUGGCCAAGCUGGGCCGGCACCGACACCGGCACUACGAGAUCAAGCAAUCGGAUGAUGAAUGCGUCCUCGAUCUUGAUCUGAUUACCGACCUCGUACUCCAGAUUGAUGCCCAUGGAGAACCAGGUGGGAUCCUCUGCUUCCUCCCUGGUUGGCAGGAAAUCAAAGGAGUGCAGCAGCGCCUGCUAGAGAUGCUGGGCUCUCAGAACAGCCGGUACCUCGUCUUACCAGUGCACUCCAACAUCCCCAUGAUGGACCAGCAAAACAUCUUCCAGCGGCCUCCGCCGGGCGUCAGGAAGAUCGUCCUGGCCACCAACAUCGCCGAGACCUCCAUCACCAUCAACGACAUUGUCCACGUGGUGGACAGUGGCACGCACAAGGAGGAACGCUACGAUCUGAAGACCAAGCUCUCCAAGGCUCUGGACAGCCCUGACAUCAAAGCUGUGGAUGAAGCAGUGAUCUUGCUGCAGGAGAUCGGUGAGCCAAGGCUGCGUCCUGGUGUGGGGGUGAUGGAGACGUGUUUGCUGUCNNNCUCCCCGGAUCCUCGGCUGGCGAAGGCCAUUGUCUUGGCAUCCAUCUACCGUUGCCUCCACCCUCUGCUCGUCAUCGUUUCCUGCCUCACCCGGGACCCCUUCAGCAGCAGCCUGCAGAACCGCGCGGAGGUGGACAAGGCCAAGGCUGUUCUGAGCCGGGAGAGCGGGAGCGACCACCUCGCGUUUGUCCGAGCCGUGGCGGGCUGGGAGGAGGUGCUGAGACGCAGAGACAGUCGCGCCAGGGAUAACUACCUGCAGGACUACUACCUGUACGGCCCCAGCCUUCGCUUCAUCAACGGCCUCGUCAAGCAGUUCUCCGAGAACCUCUACGAAGCCUUCCUGGUGUCGUCCCCGUCCGACUGUACCAUGCCCUCGUCUGUGUGUAACCAGUACAGUGAAGAGGAAGAGCUCAUCAAGGGGGUCCUCAUGGCUGGGCUCUACCCCAACCUCAUCCAGGUGAGACAAGGCAAAGUGACCCGUCAGGGGAAGUUCAAACCCAACAGCUACGCGUAUCGGACAAAGGCUGGCACCGUUCUGCUCCACAAGUCCACAAUCAACAGACAUGGCUUAAUCCCGUGA
Molecule: messenger RNA, 2859 nt
Organism: Opisthocomus hoazin
Lineage: Eukaryota; Metazoa; Chordata; Aves; Opisthocomiformes; Opisthocomidae
Source: RefSeq, a predicted model, not a curated record